GUUUAUUGCUAGAUGGUCAACGACAUACUACUAAGAUGACAGAAACCAAUCCAUGCCGUACAGAGAGACGUAGUAGUUGGCGUACCCGCGUUAACAUGCCUCCAAAACCAUUGUCUAUUAUGGGGAGUGUCAUGCCGAUUAACGUCCGAGGGCUGUAUCCUAGGCUGUUGGGUGAUACGACCUUCAUUUUCCUGCCUCACGGCUUGGGUCCUGAUAACGCUUCCUGUCAUCUUUAGAACUACGUCCACGAUUCAUCUACCAGUACUCCAUCAUCGAGGCUAGCGGGCUGCCAAGCUGACCAAACUGGCCCUGAAAGCAGCCGUUGUGAAGAAGUAAAAUCCAAAAUAGUCAACAAACCAAAAACAACUCACCAAAACCAAGAUGGCGGCCUCCAUUCGGCGUCCUUUGCUACCCGUUCCUGACCCACGGCACAAAACAUUUAAAUGCUCACCAAUCGUCUUCGGGCACCGAGCCGACCGUGCGAGGGCUGAAAAGCCAGUCAAGGUCGUUAAACACUUCCAUAUAUAUAUUCUGCCUCAUUUUAUUCUAAGGCUAGAACGAGUAAAGUAAAGUAAAAAUAAAAUUGCUGAAUCAGCAGACACGACUCGUGUCUAUACUUUAUAAUGUCUAGUACUGAAGACUCCGACUCGGGUCUUUCCCAGUCCAGCCAAGUGGCGGCGGACAUUAUGUCCAUUCUGGCUUCGGGGGACGAAGCUAGUUUCUCUGGGUUUUCUGCAGUGGCUGAUGAGUCAGUACACUUCUCACCACCCAAAAAGAGACAAUUAAAGUCGGUCGUGGUUCCCCCAGAAAGUGUUAAGAAAUUAAAGAAAACUAGCACAAGUAAACAAAACAAUGAAAGAGGCCCGGGUAAGGGACCUGGCAAGAACAAGAAAGGAAAGGCUCCCGUAAAACGGGGAAACAUUACAAAACCUUCAGAUAAAGAUAAAGAAAGAGAAGAUGAAUUCAGAAGAAUUUAUUCUAAACUAGAACUCUUGUUAGACAGGCAAAAUAGUAAUGCCGACAGAUAUGAAGUAGCGAGUGCACCGGAACACCCGGUUGCACCGGAAGAUGACGAAGGUGAAGGUGAAGUUGACUUUAGUCAAUAUGACAUUUUUGGAAACAAUGCAGAUGAUGAGUUUGAAUCAGAGGUAAACAGCGAGGAAGAGUUCGCUUAUGCUAUACCAAAAAUUUUUGAAGAUGAUGACAAGUUUGGUGACGAAACACAUAAGAGUAUCGCUGCUCUUGUAAACGCUGUGACAAAUCGUAAGUCUGUUAUUACAGAAAUAGCUAAGGAUUAUAAAGUUCCUUCAAAUAGCAAGUCUUUGGCACCUCCUAAAGUUAAUCCUGAGAUUUGGCAUCUAUUGAAUCGCCAAGCCAGAAGUGAUGAUCUGUCAUUUCAGACCAUACAAAGGAUCUUGGGUUUUGGCAUUGUACCAGUAAUACGUACUGCAGAAGCACUGACGAAACCAGAUGCAGUAAAAACGGUGGCUAAAAUGAGGGUCAACAUUAAUAAUGCCCUGUCAAUGCUUUGUGCAGCAUUUUUUGAAAUAUCAUAUGUUAGACGCAUGACACUGAAAAACAAUAUGGAUCAGAAGUACCAUCAACUGUGUACAAGACAUUUAGACGUUACCGAAUAUUUGUUCGGAGAUGAUGUGUCCAAGAAAGUUAAAGAUAUUAAUGAUGCCCAGAAGAUGAAGGGAGUUGUAAACACAGCUACUUCAAAAAACUGGAGACAAGGGGGUUGCAGCUAUGGUUGCCCCCCAGGUAUAAACAGGGGCAGAGGAAGAUACCAAAACAACAAUUAUGGCCAAAGAGGCAUGAGAAACUCCCGCUACAGAGGGAGAGCUGGUUACAGAAACCAAAGAGGCAGGAGAUAUUAGAGUAUCAUAGCAAGAAUUUUGAACAAGGUAGAAGAGGAACAGGAGUUCCAUUCUUACAGAAACCGAUAACAUUGUACGUGGAUUGACCAGAGCCGUCGAUUUUUCCAGGAUUGUGUUCAUGGUGUUGUGUUGGAUAUAUAAAUGAACUUUAUGGACUUUGUGUCAUGAUUAUGUGAUUAUGAUAAUUGUAAUAUUUUAUGACAGCAUUAAAUGUGGAUGUUUCAAAUCUUAUAUUUGUGGCCAUUUUUAUCUCAUUUAAUUGAUCUCUUUGCUUUAAAG
Messenger RNA from Mytilus trossulus (common blue mussel), 2159 nucleotides. RefSeq lists its product as uncharacterized. The coding region runs from base 624 to 1880 and encodes 418 amino acids. The transcript has 3 exons. NCBI's taxonomy places the organism in Eukaryota, Metazoa, Mollusca, Bivalvia, Mytilida, Mytilidae. The record is from RefSeq and is a predicted model, not a curated record.